Drosophila innubila is the source of this 865-nucleotide messenger RNA. RefSeq names its product carbonic anhydrase 6-like. Gene Ontology annotation, molecular function: carbonate dehydratase activity; zinc ion binding. Bases 201 to 854 code for a protein of 217 amino acids. The transcript is spliced from 4 exons. The record is from RefSeq and is a predicted model, not a curated record. Gene Ontology annotation, cellular component: cytoplasm. NCBI's taxonomy places the organism in Eukaryota, Metazoa, Arthropoda, Insecta, Diptera, Drosophilidae.
AAUAUGGCUAUUGGAAUUAUAAAGAGCAUGGUGCUGAUUGGCAGGGAAUCUGUAGGAGAGGAGAAAAUCAAUCUCCAAUUGACUUGAGUGUUAGCCAUAAAUCGAAUUUGAAUCAUGUAGUACCACAGAUUCAUUUUGAGAACUAUGAUCAUAUUUUUAUUUCUCCAUCAUCGUUGACCAAUAAAGGAUAUACAGUAAGCAUGCAUAUUGGAAAAGGUAAUCACGGUAAAAAUCCCUCAAUAAGUGGAGCUAAUUUCAAGGGGACAUAUAUAGCAGAAGAGCUACAUUUUCACUGGGGAUCAAGUGCAAUUUUCGGAUCGGAGCAUAGGAUAGACGGCAAACGAUUCGAUAUUGAAAUGCAUAUCGUCCAUCGACAUCAAAAGUAUUUGAGCUUGGUUGAGGCUGCAGACUACUCCGAUGGCGUGGCAGUAAUUGGCGUAAUGAUUUCGAUCGUCAGGGAUAAAUAUGAAACUUACCCUGUUUCAAAUGUCGUCAAUCUUUUCGAAAAGCUCGCAUUUAUACAAAAAUAUAAAACCAUCACGUAUCUACCUGAAUAUUUUACUCUUGGUUCAAUGUUAAAGGAUUUAAACACACAAUAUUUUUAUACCUACAUGGGAUCUUUGACCACGCCCAAUUGCAAUGAGAAUGUACAUUGGAUAGUGUUCCAAAAACCAAUACGCGUACCGCCCAAUCCAACAUUUAAACUCUUUCAACUAAAAAACAUUAAGAAAUUGCCUAUAUUGUACAACUUUCGAAAAAUUCAAAAUCUUAAUUCACGAACUAUACGAUUUAGCUUGGAAUUAUUUUGUCAUGAUCAACAAUCCGAAGAGUGUAGUUCCUUAAAAAUAAAAUAGGUCGAUGUAAA